AUGUCUGCUCUCCGGAACCCAAAGGGAACAGCCAUUCCAUCGAGAAAGGGGAUGGAGAAAAUCAUCUACGACUUCUACUCUGAUCUCUUCGACAGCCAUGUCCACCGUCUGCCUCCUCACCAUCUGAGGGAAGACGGACAAGUCAUUCCAGAGGUUCUCCCGUCCGAAAUACGACAUGCUAUCAUGUCGGUAAGAAAUCGUACGGCAGCCGGUCCCGACAGAAUAAGACCAGAACACCUGAAAAACCUUCCGCCAGUACUCAUCAACACCCUGGCGAGGCUCUUUACACGUUAUCUGUCGGAAUGCAAGGUUCCUAAACAGUGGAAGACUAGCAAGACCGUGUUGUUGUAUAAAAAGGGAGAUCCACAUGACAUCGGCAACUAUCGUCCAAUCUGCUUACUGUCCGUCAUCUGCAAGCUCUUUACAAGAGUGAUCCUUAAUGAGAUUGAAAAAGUUUUGGAUGAAAGACAGCCAGGCGAGCAAGCAGGGUUUCGAAAAGGAUUCAGCACGCUUGAACACGUUCACACUGUUGAGAAACUCAUCGAGGUAUCAUGA
Necator americanus (New World hookworm) is the source of this 555-nucleotide messenger RNA. RefSeq lists its product as uncharacterized. Lineage: Eukaryota; Metazoa; Nematoda; Chromadorea; Rhabditida; Ancylostomatidae. The transcript has a single exon. The record is from RefSeq and is a predicted model, not a curated record. Bases 1 to 555 code for a protein of 184 amino acids.